This is a messenger RNA of Doryrhamphus excisus (bluestripe pipefish), 5421 nucleotides long. The record is from RefSeq and is a predicted model, not a curated record. NCBI's taxonomy places the organism in Eukaryota, Metazoa, Chordata, Actinopteri, Syngnathiformes, Syngnathidae.
UAAACAUUCAUGGUCACUUUCUGCCAGCAUGUCGGCCGAACAGGUUUGACAGGCUUCGGCCUCCCUCCCUCCGCGUAGUUGGUCAUUCUCGCAUUCAAGGGUUCUGUCUAUCCACAGGUGUUGAUUUAAGUUUGUACAGCAAUAUUAUUUAUCCUAACUGGUGACACCGACUAUUACCUGGGUUAGCGAAAUCAUUAGCCGAACUAGCUAGCUUGUUAGCGUACAAGUUUAACAGGAAUGCAGGCUACUGUUAGCUGCACCCGUUUACACAUCUGCUAGUCGUUUUUAUCUAGAACACAAAUUGACAAUUAUAUUUUAUUUUAAAAAUUCAUACACUAUGGUGUCUAACUCAAUGAGAGAAGUUUAUUUGACACGUUAACCCGAUCCAGCUAGCGCUGGUCCUACGAGGCGUUGCCAUCGACAACCGAAACACAGCUCCAAACAGAAUUUAAACAAGCACACGGCUACGUUUACCACCGCGACGAACACGUCCUUACCCGAGUUUGUGGGCUCGGUAACCGCCUCACUGGGAGCUGCCUGGGGGUCGCCGUUCUCCGCCUCAGCCCAUCUCUGACCCACCAACACGGAGGACGGCGCUCCAGUCCGAAGGCUUGCUAGCACUGACGAGCCUAGAUCGUCACAAAUGAAGAGCGGCGCUCAAGCGAAGAUUACAGCACUUCCACUGUUCUGAUUAGGCUGAUGUAAUCGCAGAUGCUGGCCACAGAUGUUAAGCAUAGGGCUACCAUGGAGGAAAAUGAGGACUCCCGCUCAGAGAUAAAGUCUUUACUUGCCCUGCGACCCCUGCCCAGGUUCCGCUCUCAGAGUGACGCCUCCGGCUUUGGCGCCAGGAUCCUGCUGAGGCUCAGAGGUAUCAGCUCAGUUGAUGCUUUGGAGAAAUCGUCAUCACUGGCCAGCUGCGACGUGGUGGUGGACAGCGGCGCCGAUUCCCACAAUGCACCUGCGUCACGGCAGCAGCAGCAGCGAGGCAAACUGUCCAGUCUCGGAAGACUGUUCAAACCCUGGAAGUGGAGGAAGAAGAAGACCAGCGACAGGUUCCAGGAUCUCUCAAAAGUGUUGGAGAGGAAGAUCUCAACGAGACAAACGAGAGAGGAGCUCAUCAAGAAGGGAGUGCUCAUUCCGGAACAGGACGAGCCGCUCAGCAGGGAAAAUCUGAACGGACACGCCACAUCCAGCGUAUCGCCAGAGCAGAUCAAAGUGGAGAUUGAGUCGUUGGUGACGCGACCCGCCGACCAGGCUGCUGACCCUGGGAGCAAUGAUGACAAGAAAGAGAAACGUGAUUCUAAAACCAUCACCCGGGCUGCUCAGUCACGCCCUCGGGACGCUCAAGUUAAAAAACAGCCCAGUGCCGCCACCGCCACCGUCGCCGCCACCCCGCCGCCUGCCUCCUACAAGCCUGCGGGUGGCACUGCGACCACAGCCCGGCACAGAGACGCUUCCUCUGUGGCGAAAAGGACUGUUAAACCCCCAGGGAAGCAGGGCUCUGCCACGCGGAGCGCUAAUAACGCUAGUCGUGCAAUCGCCAAAUCCUCUCAUCCAAAGAAGAUCCAAGGAGGCGGUUCAAAAGCCACCACCUCCACGGGCCCGGCUCGCUCUCGACCACCAAAGGACGCUGCAGCACAGAGCGAAAACGCAGACGCUCAGACCGGUCGGAAAGCAGAAUCUCGAGCAUCCUCCGGUUCUCAGAAAGCCUCCUCAGAGACUCCCAGUCAGCCUGAGGAACCAAACUCCUCUGAUAUCCUCUCGUCUAAAGCUUCCCUCCCUGAGGCUGACGACGCUUCUUCUUCUGCUGCUGCUGCUGCUUCUCAAGAAGACGCUCCAGAGAACCAACCUGCCUGCGGUGAUACUUCUGAAGGAAAAGAGACCCACAAAGACGCAACCCCCGAGCCCCCGGCUACCCAUUCUCCCCAUGUGAACACUGCCACAGAGGACACUUCCUUCACUGAGGCGGACGCUGACAGCAACUCCCAGGAGAAGAAGGAGGAACUAAGGAGAACGGAAGAAGACGGGCAUGAUACACGGGAGAAAAAUGGAGAGUCAGCAGAAGAGACGUGCUCCAGUCCAGUUGAGUCGGACACCGUGAAGCCACACGGCGUGAACACCGAGAACGCCGAGGUGACGGUGAUCCCUGAUAGGCCGGCGACAGAAUGCCAAACCAGCGACUCGGACUCUGACGGACCAAUCCUGUACCGUGACGACGAGGAAGAAGACGAGGAGGACGAGUACCUUAACAGUUCUCUGGCCAGCAAGAUCCGGCGACGAGACACGCUUAACAUCAAACUGGGCAACCGGCCCAGCAAGAAAGAGCUGGAGGAGAAGAACAUUUUGCCUCGGAGCUCCGAGACGGAGAGACACGAGCUCCGUCAGCAGAUCGGCUCCAAACUUGUCAGGAGCUUGAGUCAAAGACCAACCACAGAGGAACUGGAGCAGAGGAACAUCCUCAAACAGAAGAAUGAAGCCGAGGCGCACGAGGCCAAGCAGGAGCUUAAAAGGAAACUCUCCAGAAAGCUGAGUGUGCGGCCGUCGGUGGCGGAGCUCAUCGCUCGAAGGAUCCUGCGUUUCAACGAGUACGUGGAGGUCACGGACGCCAAGGACUACGACCGCAGAGCAGACAAGCCGUGGACGCGACUCACGCCUGCUGACAAGGCCGCUAUCCGCAAGGAGCUCAAUGAGUUCAAGAGCAGAGAAAUGGAGGUGCACGAAGACAGCAAACAUUUUACCAGAUUCCACCGGCCUUAAUAAGUUGGACUUCAACAAUCAAAACCUCCCAAAAAAAGUCCACCGGACCAACAGACCUGCAUUGCAGUCCACUUCUUCUCCCUGUAUAUCUUCAAGAAGAACAAAUACGGGUUUGUCUUUAAGGUCUACGCGGCCAACCUGUGGAACUUUUGCACAUAUUGUACCUAGAACUGGGAAAGCGGUGUCUCAUAAGCAAUCCUUUUAUUUAUUAUUGAAAGAAAAAAAACGCUGGCAACUUGCAAUGGAGCGCUAUUACAGGUUUGAAUGUGGCUCAGGAGUUGUAUUGCUUUUGUGAUUUCAAAAGGCGGAGAGUGGAGCGAAUGACGCUUAUUGUGAGUGCCUGUCAAAUUGAUGUACAGUAUAUAAAGCGGAUGGCCACAAGAGGGCGAUAUAUCAUAAUUAGUUUGCCAGGUUGCCUUGUAGAACAGUAACAACUUAAAAGACACAAACGUUGUCUGAAUCAGUGCAAAAAGUCAAUCCCUAAAGUGCUGAAAAGGAUUUUUAAGCUUUUAAACAUUGCAUUCAAUCAUGUUAGCUUGUGCCAAAAAGCCAAUAAUACUGGUAUAAUAUUUUGACCCCUCACUUCCCCCCUAAAAAAAAGUUGUGUUCUUCUUUUCUAGUUCCAUUUCCCACUUCCACAAACAUUCUUUGUUAAUGUAAUGUUGGCUUGUGGCCGUUAUUUCAGCACAUUUACGAUGCUUUUAUAGUAUUUCGAUAGAAAAUGUCGGCUGAUCCUGCAUUCGGUGCAAGCUAGCUAGCAAACUAGCUAGCUUGGUUGUGCUAAACUUUUAAAAAAUCGGAAUUGUGUCGACGCAAUGCUGCUUACGUCCUAAAAAAAUGCUGCUUUUAAGAUUAAGAUAUGCCUUUAUUCGCCCCUCAGUGGGGAAAUUUGUAUUUUCAUUCCUCAAACUAGAAUACAAGAAUAUAAUUCCCAUGAUGUUAAAGCUAGUUAGCUCGCUAAUAUAAAAGUGCUCUAAUUUACAACUUGUUCACACAUGCACUUUGUAUUUAUUCAAAUUGUGUGCGUUAUUUCUUAUCUGGAAAUGAAUUUGUGUUGUUUUUUUUUCCUGACAAAAAUUCCAAAAUUGAGAGAUACCGUACGUUAUUGAUGACUUUGAGUUUCAAGCUAGCUUUCCUGUUGGAUUUCUCCUUUUUUUUUUUUUUUUACCUCCUAAACUACUGAUUAAAAACGGCAAACGUAAUCAGAUCUUCCAAUUUGGGGACGACUGUACUGUAUUUUGUAAACAAGAUCUUUGGUACCACUCAAAUAAUGAGCCCAUAGCCGCACAGCUGUUGGCGUCGUAUAAAACUGUUUACAUUUGCUGCACGAAAUUAAUAUUAUUGAUUAAUAAAUAAUCUUGUCAUUUGUAUGUGAUUAAUUUAGGCAAACUCGCAUAACAAGCUAGCUAGCCUCGCCAUUCAGCUAAGGCAGAUACCACUGUGCAUUAAAUGUGAUGACGUCCGAGUCGCAAAGCUGUUAGCUUAGCAUAAAAUCCUAACCAUUUACUUAAAAGUUGAUUAAUAGAAAUGUUGUAAUUUUUUCUCUGAUUAAUCUAAACAAAGGUAAACAUCAAGAGGCUUGUUUUUCGCAAGCAAGCUAAUCUUCAGUUUUAUGCUAAGCUAACAUAGCUUGGCCUAGCAACAGUAGGCAGACGCAAAGCUGUUCGCUUAGCAUAAAACUGUAACCGUUUACUUAAAAGUUGAUUAGUCAGAGAAAAAUGACAAUAUUUCUAUUAAUCUAAACAAAGGCAAACGUCAAGAGGCUCAUUUUUCGCUAGCAAGCUAAUCUUCAGUUUUAUGCUAAGCUAACAUAGCUUGGCCUAGCAACGGUAGGCAGACGCAAAGCUGUUAGCUUAGCAUAAAAUCGUAACCAUUUACUUCAAAGUUGAUUAAUCAGAGAAAAAUUACAACAUUUCUAUUAAUCUAAACAAAGGCAAACGUCAAAUCUUCAGUUUUAUGCUAAGCUAACAUAGCUUGGCCUAGCAACGGUAGGCAGACGCAAAGCUGUUAGCUUAGCAUAAAAUCGUAACCGUUUACUUAAAAGUUGAUUAAUCAGAGAAAAAUGACAAUAUUUCUAUUCAUCUAAACAAAGGCAAACGUCAAGAGGCUCGUUUCGCUAGCAAGCUAUUCUUCAGUUUUAUGCUAAGCUAACAUAGCUUAGCCUAGCAACAGUCGGCAGACUAAGCAAUCGUCAAGGACCGUUUUUGGGGCGGAAAUAAAAGAUACUAGCUUAAAACUGACAAUCAACUCCUUAUUUGGACAUUGUGUAUUUCCUGCUGAAUGCCUUCCAGAUGUGGUGUAUGUUCAUAUAAAGGGGUUCAAUUAAUAAUAAUAAUAAUAAUAAUAAUAAUAAAGUGUGUUUGGAUGAGUCAACCUCGCAGACAUAAACCUUUACCCUCUUACGUAUCCCUAAAGUAUUUUACAAGUCCAAAGCUGAGAAGAAGUUAUCCAUUGCUGUCAGUGUAGCAGAAACAAGCGCGUAAACGUGGUUGCCGCUUCUUGCUUUGUGUGUGUUAGACAUGAAGGUAAACGUACAGGAAAACAGUAUUUACUUCAUGACGAUAUCUACCAUGUAUAUUGAUCAUUUUGUACAGAAUGUAAAUGGAUGCAUGCGCGUAUACAAAACUCGCUUUUACGCUACAAUACAAAAAGCUAUGACGUCAA